Molecule: messenger RNA, 1436 nt
Organism: Acanthopagrus latus (yellowfin seabream)
Lineage: Eukaryota; Metazoa; Chordata; Actinopteri; Spariformes; Sparidae
Gene: lhfpl5b
Product: LHFPL tetraspan subfamily member 5b
Exons: 3
Coding region: 600-1256 (218 amino acids)
Biological process (GO): sensory perception of sound; detection of mechanical stimulus involved in sensory perception
Cellular component (GO): plasma membrane
Source: RefSeq, a predicted model, not a curated record
CUUGCGUGUUCCUGUCAGUGGCAGUACGUUUUCAGAUAAGCAGCACAACAGUAAGACUCAGCUGGACCGUGUUGAAUGUGAUCGCAGCAAACCUUUAUCUUAAGCUUCUGGGGUAUCUGCCGCAAACCGCAGCAAGGCAGCGGCUCACUAAAUAUCACAUUAUGACAUUUGAAAAUACUGGAAACAAAGAAGGACGUGUCCUAAAUGAAAAUGACUAAACUGGCCAGCAGCUGGAGAACAAUGAAUCGAUGGCUACAACUCUCCAUCAUUAGGCGUUAGAACAAACUGUGCACUUCUGCAUGCAACUGUCCAGUGAUAGUAGAGACUGUUAGGUGUGAGGCAGCUGUCAAUCUCUGACGUCAGAGUAGCUCAUUAAUAAGAAAGCAGAGGGUGCUGUCCAGGGUGCUGAAUCCCGAGCCUGGCCUUUCAGUGCACAGCAGCCUCAGCAGUUGUGUCAGCCUGUGUGUGUGUGUGUGUGUGUGUGUGUGAUGUGGUGGUAGGUUUAUAUAGAUCGUGCAUUAAGACCUAUUAGAAAAUGUUUCUUGACUGAAGAUGGAGAACAUUUAACAGCUGACAGUGUUCUCUAGAGGCCCACCAUCAUGGAUCUGCUUCCAGCCCAGGAGGCUGCCAAAAUCUACCACACCAACUACGUGAGGAACUCGCGGGCCAUCGGCGUCAUGUGGGCCGUGUUCACCAUCUGCUUCGUCAUCAUCACCAUGGUGGUCUUCAUCCAGCCCUACUGGAUCGGGGACAGCGUCAACACCCCGCAGGCCGGAUACUUCGGCCUCUUCCACUACUGCAUCGGUAACGCGCUCACCUCGGAGCUCACCUGCAAGGGCAGCGUGCUGGACUUCGCCUCCAUCCCCUCCCCGGCCUUCAGGACCGCCAUGUUCUUCGUGGGGACCUCCAUGCUGCUGAUCGUGGGCACCAUGGUCUGCUUCAGCUUGUUCUUCUUCUGCAACGCGGGGAACGUCUACAAGAUCUGUGCCUGGAUGCAGCUGGCCUCAGCCGCACUGAUGGUGAUGGGCUGCAUGAUCUACCCAGACGGCUGGGACUCUCCGGAGGUGAAGAGGAUGUGUGGCCAGAGAACGGACAAGUACAGCCUGGGGAACUGCACCGUGCGCUGGGCCUACAUCCUGGCCAUCAUCAGCAUCUUGGACGCCCUCCUCCUCGCUCUCCUGUCCUUCACCCUCGGCAACCGGCAGGAUAAACUGCUGCCAGAUGAAUUCGAGGUGGAGGGAGGAGGUCAAGGCUAAUGCCAACAGAUACGCCCUGAUGAACUCACACCUUCAGGACCACAGUGUGAUACAGAUGAACAAACAUCCAGAGAUGUCGUCAUGUAGUUUAGGUCAAACUGCUCACCAAACUUGCCUUUGUGUUGUUUUCUGCUGUUUUCAGUUACUUCUGGUUGAAUUCAGUUAAGCAGUCCUUUACUG